AUGUGUGACCUGGGUAAUGUCCCAUACCAACUCUUCAUUGAGGACUUUGCCCAGUCUACAGGCCUGGACUCUGGGGACUCUGGGGAGUGGGUGGUGUCCCUGGUCUCUCUGAUCCUGAUGGGAAACCUCAGUGGAAAGCUGAUCUUGGGGCUGUGUGCUGACCUGUCCCGGGGCAACAGCAGCUGGCUCUACAGCUCCACCGUGGCUCUUGGAGGAGUGUGUGUCAUCUGCAUCCCCCUCAGCAGCUCGUACUUGCAGCUGCAGUUCAUCUCGUUCUUCCUUGGGUUUUUCAGAGCGAAUUGGACCCUGACGGCACACGCAGUGAGCCGACUGGUUCCGGUUUCUCAGUUUGACGAAGCUCACGGUGUCCUGCUUCUGUUUGGGGGCGUGGCUGUUGUCGUGGGCCCCCGGUGGCAGUCCUAUGACGUGGCGUUCUUUGUCUCUGGAGCUUGCAUGGUCUCAGGCAGUUUGGUCCUCUUCACUACCCUCAGCUUAUCCUGCCUACAAUCUGCAACAGAACUUUCCUCGAAGGCAGGUCCAGAACAAUCCUCAAGUCCAACUCUGGAACCGAGCCGGGACCAGCUGCAUACAGGGGCUGAUGAACCCCAGCACCUGUAG
Messenger RNA from Knipowitschia caucasica, 618 nucleotides. The record is from the annotation of a GenBank genome assembly. Lineage: Eukaryota; Metazoa; Chordata; Actinopteri; Gobiiformes; Gobiidae.